Messenger RNA from Choloepus didactylus (southern two-toed sloth), 3921 nucleotides. It is a transcript of the gene NUP58, whose product is annotated as nucleoporin 58. Gene Ontology annotation, cellular component: nuclear pore. The transcript is spliced from 16 exons. Gene Ontology annotation, biological process: nucleocytoplasmic transport. Bases 186 to 1961 code for a protein of 591 amino acids. The record is from RefSeq and is a predicted model, not a curated record. Gene Ontology annotation, molecular function: structural constituent of nuclear pore. Lineage: Eukaryota; Metazoa; Chordata; Mammalia; Pilosa; Megalonychidae.
GCUCGCUCCCGAUGGGCUGCGUGCGCGCGUCGGCCCACCCCCUUGGCCUGGUCACCCGGGCUUGAAGUUCCCGCCGGGUCCGGCAUGGACUAGAGCAAUGCUUCCGGGCCCGCAGCGGCUUUGAGGCGAGAGGAGCGUCCUGACUACUCUCAGCUCGCGGACGGCGCCAGGCACAGGGUGCAACCAUGUCCACCGGUUUCUCCUUCGGCACCGGGACUCUGGGCUCCACCACCGGCGGCACGGCCGGUGGCUUCUCCUUCGGAACCGGGGCGUCUAGUAACCCUUCUGUGGGGCUCAAUUUUGGAACUCUUGGAAGCACUGCAACCCCAGCAACUACAUCUGCUCCUUCGGGAGGUUUUGGAACUGGGCUUUUUGGAUCUAAAUCUGCCACUGGGUUCACUCUAGGAGGAACAAAUACAGGAAUAGCAACACCUAUAACUACAGGAUUAACUCGGGCCACUACAUCUACAUCUACAACAGGUUUCAGUUUAGGAUUCAGUAAACCUGCAGCAUCCGCCACACCAUUUGCUUUACCUAUUACUUCUACCUCAGCUGGUGGUCUCACUCUUUCAUCUGCUCUGACAUCAACUCCAGCAGCUUCUACAGGAUUUACUCUAAAUAAUUUGAGUGGAACAACAGCCACAACAACCACCGCAUCAACGGGCCUCUCUUUAGGGGGAGCCUUAGCUGGUUUGGGAGGUUCGCUUUUCCAAAGUACAAACACAGCAACAUCAGGACUUGGACAGAAUGCUCUGGGCUUGACUUCAGGAACCACUGCAGCUACUUCAACUGCAGGCAGUGAAGGCCUUGGUGGUAUAGAUUUUAGUAGCUCAUCAGAUAAAAAGAGUGAUAAAACAGGAACAAGACCAGAGGACAGUAAGGCACUAAAGGAUGAAAAUCUACCUCCUGUCAUCUGCCAAGAUGUUGAAAAUCUCCAGAAAUUUGUGAAGGAACAAAAACAAGUCCAAGAAGAAAUUAGUAGAAUGUCUUCAAAAGCAAUGCUUAAAGUACAAGAAGAUAUUAAAGCUCUAAAGCAGCUUCUCUCAUUGGCUGCCAGUGGAUUACAGAGAAACACUUUCAAUAUUGACAAAUUGAAAAUAGAAACUGCUCAGGAGUUGAAGAAUGCUGAAAUAGCUUUAAGAACCCAGAAUACUCCACCUGGAUUUCAUCAUGAAAAUACAGCUCCUGCUGACUACUUCAGAAUCUUGGUUCAGCAGUUUGAGGUACAGCUUCAGCAGUACAGACAGCAGAUUGAAGACCUAGAAAACCAUCUUGCUACUCAAGCAAAUAACUCACAUAUAACUCCUCAAGAUUUGUCAAUGGCUAUGCAGAAAAUUUAUCAAACAUUUGUAGCUUUAGCUGCACAACUUCAGUCUAUUCAUGAAAAUGUAAAGGUGCUCAAAGAACAGUACCUUGGCUACAGGAAAAUGUUCUUGGGAGACGCUGUAGAUGUGUUUGAAGCCAGGCGAGCAGAAGCCAAGAAGUGGCAGAACGCUCCCAGAGUUACCACUGGACCCACCCCUUUCAGCAACGUGCCAAACGCAGCAGCCGUUGCCAUGGCUGCAACACUUACACAGCAGCAACAGCCUGCUACAGGGCCACAGCCAUCUCUGGGAGUUAGUUUUGGAACGCCAUUCGGCUCAGGUAUUGGCACUGGCUUGCAAUCAAGUGGCUUAGGUUCUUCAAACCUUGGAGGAUUUGGAACUAGCUCUGGUUUUGGAAGCAGCACCACAGGGGCCUCCACAUUUGGAUUUGGAACAACAAAUAAACCCUCAGGAAGUCUUAGUGCAGGCUUUGGCAGCUCAAGUACAUCUGGGUUUAACUUCAGCAAUCCUGGCAUCACGGCUUCAGCUGGUUUGACAUUUGGGGUGUCCAAUCCUGCCUCUGCAGGUUUUGGAACAGGAGGACAGCUCCUUCAGUUGAAGAAACCUCCAGCUGGAAACAAAAGAGGAAAAAGAUAGACAUAUGGGUUGAUGUAUUAAGAGAAUCCAUAGCAGCAUCGUUCACUCUAUUUUUCUAGAACUGAUGCAGUAAUUAAAUUGCAUCCCAGGAGAUUUAUAAAGUUUUACUAUUUUUCUCUACUCUGGAAUUUGAAUUUUGUUCAUAUUUGCCAUGCUGAACUGCUUUUUCCUUGUGAAUUUAAAACCCAGUUGUGUAUUUUUUUGUUAUUUUGAUUCUCCGUGUAAGAAAUGUUCUGAUUACAUCAUUGAUUGACUAGUAAAACCUAUUUAACCUAGUGUUGAUAGCAGCGUUUCUGUUAAUAAGGUUUACACUGUGUGGAUAUAUGCACAUUUGUUUCUUAAUACAGAUGAUAUGGACUCUAGAUCUCUACUAGAAUCAGUUUUGUUCCUGAUAAAGGCCAUUUGAUCUACACUGCAGGGCAUCUUAUGAAUAUGUUUGUAAAUAUAUACAGAAUAAUACACACAGUGGUGUGUACAUAUAAAACCUAUUUACAGACCUAUGGCUCUUGCCUCAGACUGUUCCCCUUUUCUAAGGGUAUUCAAUUUUUCACCUUUUAAGCUUCAAAUCCUCAGUGCUUGUAAAAUGAGCUAUAGAGGUACCAGGUCACUGUAAUUGUUUGCUUGAAGACUUGUUGAAAUAGUUACUGGUAUGUGACCGACUCAGCUUCAUUGCCCCAGCCUUUUCCAGUUUUGUUUCCACGUUAACUUUUAGCAGCUACUCCAAAUGAGGAAUGUUGUGAGACUGGUCUGACAGAUCUUAACAACUUUUGUUACCCUAUAUAUCCUCAUACUGCUUACUGCUUAUAUGAAGUGUUUUUCAUAUCUGAGAUGGACCUUCAGGAGCAUAUUUGGACUCCAGGCUGGUGUUCUGGGGCAAAGAGCUAUUAAGCCAAAUUGAUUCUAUGCAGGUGAAGGAUGCACUAUUACUUUAGUGGAAACUUUUCCAGCUCUUCCAAUACAGAGUUCUUUAUUACAGGGCUAUUGAUAACGACACCAAAUGGAGUGGCUUAUCAGCCUCUUAAUGUCUUAAGUAAGUGUAUAAAUGGAAUAGAGAAACAAUAUAUUUUAAGAAAAAUGUUCUUUGUAGCAACUAUAAACUAUCCCGUUUUAACAGUGAACAAAGCGCCAGGUCAUAACUCAUACGCAUGUCAGGUUGUGCUUCUGCAUAAAAUUUGUCUAUAUUAGUAUUAGAAGGAAGUAGAGUGGGUAAAAAAGAGAGCGCUUUGAAAGAGAACUGCCUUAGCCAUGAUUCCAGAGAAACCGUUAGGUAGACCUAUUUUUCUUUCAAGUACAGUUUUCAGAUGGAAUGUGAACAUGGAAUUUCAUUGAAAAUAGUUUAAUUUUUUAUAUAGAAGGUUUUGUAUAUAAUGUGCAUCAAGUGAAUAUUUUCAGAAUCAUUUUCACCAAGGCAUCUUUUUUUCUAAAAUAGUAUUGCAUUAUAUAUAAAUAUAUAUUUUUAGUAUAAUGUUAGUUGGGUUUGAUUAUAAAGAUGUUGUCAACUCUGUUUUAUUUAUCUGCAUUUUGCAGUGAUUGGCUUUUUUUAAAUUAAAAUUUAUGCACCUUGAUGUAUUAAAAUAUAGAAAAUUAUUUGCUUCUGAGCACUAAACUUGCUUUUAUUUUUGUGUACAUCUCUAAUUCUACAAUCCCCAAAUCCAAAUUGUGGGGAAGGUUAAGAAAAAGUGUGAUUUUUUUUGUGUUUUGAAUUACUGUCAGAAUUAAGUAUAUAGUUACAUAAAAUUCUUUUUUAAAAAUGAUAUUGAGCUGCAAAAAUCUGAAUAUUUAUAUUUCUUGUUUUUUCUUUAUGUAUUUUACAUUUUAAUAUGUUGAACCACUGGGAAUUUUGUAGCUGAUUACUUUGUCAUAGGAGUUUAAAUGUGUUGUCCUUGUCACCAUUGUCUUCACUUUGUCCAGAGCUGAUAAUAUGUAAACAAUAAAAUUUGUGUCAGUUGCUUUGAAUCUU